Messenger RNA from Helianthus annuus (common sunflower), 1498 nucleotides. RefSeq lists its product as uncharacterized. Gene Ontology annotation, molecular function: S-adenosylmethionine-dependent methyltransferase activity. The coding region runs from base 290 to 1324 and encodes 344 amino acids. The transcript has 8 exons. Lineage: Eukaryota; Viridiplantae; Streptophyta; Magnoliopsida; Asterales; Asteraceae. The record is from RefSeq and is a predicted model, not a curated record.
ACAAGCAAAAAUCACACGGUAGUUAAACAUGAUGACGUGGCAAGCAAGCAUCCUCAAUCAAAAAGAUGGUGUCUCUACUUCCAAAAUCAAGCCCUUCCUUCACCUGGUUUCUUGAUCACCACACAAUCAGAAUUUCAUGAAACAAAAACAACAAAAUUCAUCACUCUUCUUCUCCAUCAUGAAACUACCUAUAUACAUAGGCUUCUUCGUCUACAUCCGACACCAAUUCACCAGACCAAAACCAGAUAAUAACAACAAUAAUAAACAUCAAUAACAAAAUUCAACAACAAUGGCAGCCGCAUCAUCUUCCUCUGUAAAUCACAUGCUCCAUCCUCUUCAACAUCACACCUUACUUGUUCCUAAACUACCCAAUGUUUUCAAGUAUCCGAAGUUCCAAUCUACUUUUCAGUACUCAUCUUCAAGAGUUCGACCGCUUUCUGCCCUUGUUGCCACUGAAUCGGAGACAAUCACUCAGCCCCAAGAUUCAGGGGAAGUUGACUUGUUUGCAUGUCCUGUUUGUUUUGAACCACUUAUAAGAAAAGGUCCUGCUGGUUUCAAUUUGCCUGCAAUCUACCGUUCAGGUUUUAAGUGUAUAAAGUGCAACAAAUCAUAUUCAAGCAAAAACAUGUAUCUUGAUCUUACUCUAAUUGCUGGCGCAAAAGAAUAUGUUGAAGCUCAACCAUCUCGGACUGAGUUAUUUCGGAGCCCACUUGUUUCAUUUUUGUAUGAACGUGGAUGGCGUCAAAAUUUCAGAACUAGAGGUUUUCCUGGUCCAGAUGAGGAGUUCAACAUGGCUCAAGAGUACUUCAAGCCAGCAGAAGGUGGAAUUUUAGUAGAUGUUAGUUGUGGAAGCGGUUUGUUUUCCCGCAAGUUCGCAAAAUCCGGGACCUACUCAAAAGUCAUAGCUCUUGAUUUUUCUGAAAAUAUGCUCCGUCAAACUUAUGAUUUUAUGAAAGCGGAUGACACAAUUUUAAACUCCAAUCUUGCGCUUGUAAGGGCAGAUGUUUCCAGGCUUCCGUUCCCCUCGGGUUCGAUUGAUGCGAUUCAUGCUGGUGCGGCUUUGCAUUGUUGGCCAUCUCCUUCUAAUGCAAUUGCAGAAAUUAAUCGAGUAUUGCGAAGUGGUGGUGUGUUCGUUAGUACAACAUUCCUACGAUCGACUUCAUCAACUCCUGCUAUACUAAGGCCAUUUGAUCGGAGGAUUGCUGGGAAUUAUAACUACUUAAUAGAAGAAGAGAUUGAAGACUUGGUCAAAUCAUGUGGUUUCACAAAUUACACAUGCAAAAUUCAGCAAGCUUUCAUCAUGUUUUCUGCACAAAAGCCUUGAAUAUUUGCUUAAGCUGAUUCUUUGUAAGUAAUAAGUAUUCCACAAAGAAAAACUGAGAAGUCAGUUUAUGUAUUUAGAAGGUGAAUAUGUUAUUUCUAGUUUUUUGACAUUUUUAAAAACUACAUUUGUUAAGAAAAUAUUUCCAAAUUUCCAAAUAAGCAUCAUUUCGGUGUU